Molecule: messenger RNA, 2003 nt
Organism: Colius striatus (speckled mousebird)
Lineage: Eukaryota; Metazoa; Chordata; Aves; Coliiformes; Coliidae
Gene: CCDC102A
Product: coiled-coil domain containing 102A
Exons: 9
Coding region: 131-1678 (515 amino acids)
Cellular component (GO): myosin complex
Source: RefSeq, a predicted model, not a curated record
GAAGGAGGAGGAGACUCGUCCGGAGCUCCCGGCCCGCGCGGGCUGCCCGCACUGCCGCCGCGCCGACACGGGUCCCCGGGCAGAGGAACCACCCCGCCGGUGCCGGCCAUGCCCUAAGGGAGCCCCCACCAUGAGCCAAAGCGGUGCCUCGCGCCUUGCCGGCUCCCCGCCGUUACCGGGGGGCUCUCUGCUGGCCCUGCUGGGCCCGGAGCCCUCCCCGUCCCCCCCCAGCGGGACACCCUCUCCCGGGCCCCCCCCGGCGCUGCUGGAAGGGGACUGGGAAGGGCGCGAGGAGCUGCGGCUGCGGGAGCUGGAGGAGGCGCGGGCGCGGGCGGCGCAGAUGGAGAAGACGAUGCGCUGGUGGUCGGACUGCACGGCCAACUGGCGCGAGAAGUGGAGCAAAGUGCGGGCCGAGCGCAACCGGGCGCGGGAGGAGGUGAGGCAGCUGCGGCACCGCCUCGAAGCCCUCACCAAGGAGCUGGCCGGGCUGCGCCGAGACCGCGACCGCGCCGAGGAGCGCCCGCCGCACGCCCGCCCGCCCGCCAGCCUCCGCGGCGACGGAGCCCAGGCACAGGCUGACCCCGAGCACGAGCCCGUGCGGGACGUGGGGGCUGAGGCACCUCAGAAAGACAAGGAGCUGGAGCUGAUGGAGAACACGGUGAUGAGCAGGCAGGAGGAGGGCUGGGAGCAGCGGGGCCCGCCCCGGGCUGCCUUCAGCCGCCAGGAACGCAGCCGCCUGCUCUGGGACGACGUCAGCGUGGUGGAGGAGGAGGCCACCAAAGUCACUGCCCUCAAGCUGAGGCUGGAUGAGUCCCAAAAAGUGCUGCUCAAGGAGCGGGAGGACAAGCUGGCGCUCAGCAAGAGCAUCGAGAAGCUGGAGGGUGAGCUCAGCCAGUGGAAGAUCAAGUAUGAGGAGCUCAACAAGAACAAGCAGGAGGUGAUGAAGCAGCUCAAUAUCCUGAAGGAGAUCCACCAGGACGAGCUGGGACGCAUCUCCGAGGACCUGGAGGACGAGCUGGGCGCUCGCUCCAGCAUGGACAAGAAGCUGGCAGAGCUGCGAGCAGAGAUGGAGCGGCUGCAGGCGGAGAACGCGGCGGAGUGGGGCCGGCGGGAGCGGCUGGAGACGGAGAAGCUCAACCUGGAGAGGGAGAACAAGAAGCUGCGGGCGCAGAUCGAGGACCUGGAGGAGGUGCUGGCUCGAAAGCGGCGCCAGACGGCCAGUGCCCUGGACACCGACCUCAAAACCAUCCAGGCUGAGCUCUUUGAGAAGAACAAGGAGCUGGCUGACCUGAAGCAUGUCCACACCAAGCUGAAGAAGCAGUACCAGGAGAAGAUGGCAGAGCUGGCCCAUGCCAACCGGCGCGUGGAGCAGCACGAGGGAGAGGUGAAGAAGCUGCGCCUGAGAGUGGAGGAGCUGAAGAAGGAGCUGGCCCAAGCUGAGGAUGAGCUGGAUGAAGCCCACAACCAGACACGGAAGCUGCAGCGGUCUCUGGACGAGCAGACGGAGCAGAGCGAGAGCUUCCAGGUGCAGCUGGAGCAUCUGCAGUCCCGGCUGCGGCGGCAGCAGAGCACCCCGCUCUUCGGCAAGAUGCGCAGCGCCCGCUUCGGCCCCGACGACGCCGGUGAUGGCACCAGCGACCCCGACGAGGACGAGGACCUGCAGAUCCAGGUGCCCUAAAGCCAGGUGCCACCACCACGGAGACGUCCCGAGGAGUUCCUGUGCCCACCGGUGCCCGUCACUGCGGGACCCUCGUAUAGAUGGGGAAACUGAGGCACGGAGCAGCAGGCGGGGAUUUGCCCGAGGACGCUCUGAGCCUGGUGCCUCUGGGACAGUAUGUGAUGCCCCUUGGCCACUGGCAUCUCCUGGGACAUGGAUGUGGCCACCAAAGCAUCACUGAGCAGCCCAGGAGGAGGAAGCACAGGGCAGGAAUGGGCACCGAGCCCUGCAGCCGCCCAGGCUCUCCUGCCCACUGCUCUAUAUGUAUAUUAUAUAUAUGUAUCUA